Messenger RNA from Loa loa (African eye worm), 2649 nucleotides. RefSeq names its product ELM2 domain-containing protein. The record is from RefSeq and is a predicted model, not a curated record. The transcript has 16 exons. Bases 68 to 2638 code for a protein of 856 amino acids. Gene Ontology annotation, biological process: negative regulation of transcription by RNA polymerase II. Lineage: Eukaryota; Metazoa; Nematoda; Chromadorea; Rhabditida; Onchocercidae. Gene Ontology annotation, cellular component: NuRD complex; nucleoplasm. Gene Ontology annotation, molecular function: sequence-specific DNA binding; transcription coactivator activity; transcription corepressor activity.
UUUCAGAAUUUUUUGUAUUUAUGUUCACUUUGUAUCAGCAUAUCGACAUUGUUAAUGCGUAAUUACGAUGGCACAGAAUAUGUAUCGAGUUGGAGACUUUGUGUACUUUGAAAUUUCGAGUGCAGCUCCGUAUCAAGUGCGAAAAAUUGAAGAAUUAAAUAAGACACCAUCAGGAAAUGUGGAAGCGAAAGUGUCAUGCUUCUGUCGACGGCGCGACUUACCUACAUCUUUGCUUAAAGUAGCUGAUCGUGCAGAAAGAGUUGACAAAGUGAUAAAUACACGACGACGUCUUGUUGUUACGCCAUCUGCUCCAUCGGGAGAUGCAAGUGAUGAAUCGUCCGAUGGAAUGAAAAAAGAUGAUGAAAGUUCACCUGAAAAUGGUCAACAAAGCAAUCAGGAAGCGACAACUGAUAUUCGUGAAGAGAGCAAUUCACCAAAGCCUAUGUGUGUAGAUACCGGCGAUGAUGAGGAAGUUGAGUCUGAAAAUAAAGAUGUCAAAGAGGACGAUGAAAAGGAUAAAGACAGUGAAAAGUCGAAGGAAGGUGGUUACGGUUUUGCGGGCCUUCCAAAAGGAGCUGAAAAUUUAACACCGAAAGAAAGACAUGUAUUAAGACAGCAUGAACUCUAUCUUACUCGACAAAUUGAAGCACUUCCAGCAACACAUAUUCGUGGCAAGUGCAACGUAACAUUGCUGAGUGAAGUUGAAACGCCGGACAUGUACUUAGAUCGAUGCUUUUUUUAUUCGCUGGUAUUUGACCCAACUGCAAUGACAUUGCUGGCUGAUAAAGGUGAAAUAAGAGUUGGUGAAAAGUAUCAGUGUGAGGUGCCUGAAGAUGUGGCGCCAGAUGCUAUGGAUGAAAACAAAGAAAAUGGAAACUUGGUAAUUGCCGAAGAUGAAGAUGAUGAAGAAACAGUCGUAACAACUUCGAAACGUGAAUUCCUGGUUUAUCAUCCGCAUCACAAUUUAACAGAUCGCGAUAUAGAUCAAUUCUUGAUUGUUGCAAGGGCGGUUGGAACAUUUUCACGUGCGUUGGACACGUCAUCUUCGAUGAAAUUGCCUUCGUUACACAUGACUGCGGCAGCUGCAAGUCGUGAUGUUACUCUUUUCCAUGCUAUGGCUCUUUUACAUCAAGCAAAUUAUGAUAUGGGACAGGCAGUGAAAUAUCUGGUACCUCCGCCUAGUAAACAACACUAUCCAUUGGACGCAGACAAGACAACAUCGCACAAUACAGUUAGCUUAGGUGGUCCGAUAUUAUGUCGUGACCAGAUGGAAGAAUGGUCAGCAGCAGAAGCCAAUCUUUUCGAAGAAGCUGUAGAGAAAUAUGGAAAGGAUUUCAGUGAUAUACGUGCCGAUUAUCUACCAUGGAAAUCAAUGCGGGAUAUUGUUGAAUACUAUUACAUGUGGAAAACAACAAAUCGUUACGUUGAAGUUAAAAAGAACAAAGCAGUCGAACAAGAAAGCAAAUUAAAACAGGUAUACAUACCGAAUUACAAUAAGCCAAAUCCAAAUUUGGUUGGACCACCAAAUCCUAGCGGACAACCGAUGAAAGGUACGUCAGCAUGUGAAAGUUGUCAAGUGGAAGAAUCAACUCAGUGGUAUGCAUGGGGUCCAGCACAUCUACAACUUCGUCUGUGUAGCAUUUGUUGGUCACAGUGGAAAAAAUAUGGUGGACUGAAACGUGUCCAUGAAUAUGAAUCUUAUGAUCUUGAUGGUGCAACGACACAAGAAUCAACAUCGCAACCUCAAACGCAAUCGCAAAAACUAACACCAACAGCUGCCGUAACUAGUUUUAUCAAUCGAAGUUCCGGCGUAGCUGGUCCCACUGCUUCGGCAAGGAAUGGAAUCAAUGGACGUUCCGGUACUAGCCAGAUGCUCGGGCGUCUGCAAUCCGGUCAUUCACAAGCGCAACAAAAAGUAUCCGGAGGAGGGCAUUCAUCAUCAGUGAAAACUCGAGUUGCAUUCUAUCUUAACACAACAUUAUCAAUGCGGAUUGCUCGAAGACUGGCUCCAAAAUCGUUGUUCAAUAUUCGACGUUCCGCAAGACGUCCUUUCUUACCUAUCAAUGGACAUGCCAUCAAGCAGUUCUGCACAACUCGACAACCGUAUGAAAUAAUCCGUGCAGCAAAGCAAAUUAAGGCCAACAAACUUCCUGAUGCUCUUGUUGCUCAAAUAGCCUCAUCGAUCAUUGCCUCCAGUGCACAGUUCACUCAGGUGGGAGCUACAGUACCAAACAUUCAAAAACGACAUGGAACUGACAAGGGAGGACCACCGAUGAAAAGACAGGCAGUGGCGGCAAAAGUUGCACGUACGGUAACAACCACUUCGGCACCACAACCUCAAGUUUCGCAACCGGCACUUCUGAUUGGCAUCGAUACGAUAGCACACGAUAAAAAAACUGCCACAACGACCGGUUCCGUGUUGGCAACCGUGGGUACUUCCAGAAAGAAAAACUUUCAACCGGAUAGUCGAUGGAGUGGUUUGGAUGAGAAGCUUUUGUUCCUCGCUGGACCACGACUAAAGAUAUUGCGUAGACGAAUUUGUCCGAAGAAAAUUGGUCGCCGUAUCGCAUUGCAUCCAUGUCAAAGUAGUGAUUUUGUUACUAAGCAUUGGCCUAAUUUGCAGGGUUUUUUCAUUUGAUAUAAACUGUG